CACGCGCUCAUUUUCCAUCCAUAACUGAUCACAAUAUCACAUAGUAGCAGCUUAUGAAUACUAAACAUUUUUCAGCUUCUUUUGCAAUCUCUUGUUAAGGGAACAAACUUCUUCAUUCAUCUCUUCUCGCGCCAGUUGCUUAAUUCGUGGUCAUCCCAAUCGAACUUUAGACAAAAUUAGUGCAGAAACUUCGGAUUGUGGUGAUUGGUCAACAUUCCAAGAGGAGAAAUUCAAGAACAUAUAUGAACAGGUGACGCAUCUGGAGAAGGAAAAAUGUAGAACUGCAGUUGAUUGCUGAUGAUAUUUAAGGACUAAGGAUGGAGGUAUAUCAGUAGAACAUCUAGAAGAAUGGGGAACCUUGCGUGUAAACCACUAGAAAAAGCGAUUGACUUACUCCUGGAAGCGAGUAUUCGCCAGCUUGAUUAUAUUAUCAAUUAUGAAGAUCAUGUUAAGAAUAUAAAAGAACUCGAUGAUAAGCUUGAGAAGAAUGAGCUAACAGUGAAGCACCUUGUUGACGCUGCAAAAAAUAAUGCAGAAGAAAUCACACCAACUGCUGAAGGUUGGCUUAAGAAGGUGGCGGAAAAGAGGGAAGAAAGUAAGGAGUUUCACGAUGACAAAAUGCUUGAAUCCAAGACAAGUUGCUUUAGCGGGGGCUGCUCUAGCGGGGCUCUGCCUUUCUUGUGGCACAGGCGUCAACUUGGCAGGAAAGCAAAGAAGAUAUUGGCACCCAGUAUUGACAAUCUAAAUAAGGAAUUUUCCCAAGUUACAAAAGCAAUUUCUGGUGGUCCAAAAGUUCUAAAGAUUGCGGAUAGCAAUCGCUAUCAUGAGUUUGAAUCAAGAAAGGGUAUAAUCGACAAGAUCAUGGAGAAAUUAAAAGAUUCGAGGGUGAGGAUGGUUGGGCUGCAUGGGCCUAGUGGUGUGGGCAAGACUUCUUUGCUCUACAAAAUUGCAGAGCAAGCUACUUGCAAUACAAUACUGUUUGAUAAGGUGGCCUGGGCAACCGUAAAGAAAGAUCCAGACCUUCGAAAAGUUCAGCAAGAUAUCGCCGACCAUUUAGGAUUGACUUUUGCAAAUGAAGGUGACGAUAGGAGAGCAGCUCGUUUGAGAGAUGUGUUGACGCAGAAGAAUACCCUUGUGAUCCUUGAUGACCUUUGGGAUGAACUGGAUUUGAACAAGAUAGGGAUUCCAUUUGAUGAUGACAAUGUUUCAAGUGAUGUCAUGCACAAUCAAAGAAAUGAGGCAAAAGAGCAAAGAGCAAAAAUUGAAAAUUCUCCUGGCAACACCAAGGGAUGCAAGAUUUUGGUCACUUCAAGAUUUGAAGAAGUUUUGCGUGUUAAGAUGAAUGUUAAGUCAACUUUCCUUGUGCCAAAAUUAAAGCCUGGCGAAGCUUCAGCAUUGUUUACGAGGGUGGCUGGAAUACCAAAUGAAAAUCCGGAGUUAUCCGAUAUGCUUGACAAGUAUUGUGCAGGGUUACCCAUGCUUGUUCUUAUACUCGGAAAGUCGUUAAGAAAUAAGAGCGAGUCCGAGUUAAAAGAUGAACUACAAAAACUCGGAAACCAAGAACCAAAUGAAGCAAGAGAGGACAUGGAGAAUUACGUGAAGAAGAAUUAUGAUCAUCUAGCAAGUGAGGAGCUCAAGUCUAUUUUGCUAGUUUCAGCUCAAAUAAGUCAUCAAUCACUAAUUGCAGACUUGGUGAAGUAUUGUUAUGGCUUGGGCAUACUUAAAGGUGUCCACACACUGAGGGAAGCUCACGACAGAAUAUCCAAAUCAUCAAUCAACAAGUUAAAAGAUUCAGGGUUGAUGUUGGAUUGUAAUUCUAUUGAUCAUUUCGAGAUGCAUGAUAUAGUUCGAGAUGCUGCUCUAUCCAUAGCAUGCAAGGAGCGCAAGGUAUUUAUCUUGAGAAAUGACAAACUAGAUUUUUGGCCUGACAAGAAGCAACUUCAGAAGCUUUCUGGAAUUCAUCUACACAAGAGUCGUAUCAUGGUUGAACUCCCAAAAGUUUUGAACUGUCCUCAACUCAAAUUCUUCCAUAUCGACAAUGAUGAUCCAAGUUUGCAAAUACCAGACAGAUUUUUUGAAAGAAUGGAAGAUCUCAGAGUAUUAGUAUUAUCAGGAAUCCAUCUAUCAAAUCUUCCGUCUUCAAUUGAAUGCUUAGCAAACCUCAGAAUGCUUUGCUUGGAGAAAUGCACUCUUGGUAACUUGUCAAUUAUAAAUAAACUAAAAAAUUUAAGAAUUCUUAGCCUUUCAGGAUCUAGAAUUGAAGAUUGGCUACCAGAGUUAGAGUGCUUAUGCAAGUUACAGUUGCUAGACAUUAGCGACUGUUUCAUAAACAGAUUUACUCGAUCUCUUUCUUUAUCAAGCUUCACCAGUUUGGAGGAACUGCAUAUAAGAAACAGCUUGACAAAUCAUAGUCAAAUUUCAAUUCUAUCUGAGGUGAAACAUUUGCAUGAAUUGAAUACUAUAGAUGUUUGCAUCCCCAAUGCUGAGUUUUUGCCAACAGACUUGUUCUUUCACGAGUUGAAUGAUUACAAGAUUGUGAUUGGAGACUUUGAGACACUUUCGACUGGGGAUUUCAAGAUGCCCAACAAAUAUGAAACUUCAAGAUCAUUGGCACUGCAGCUAGAAGCUGACAUGGAUAUUCACUCUCUCAAAGGAGUUAAAUUGUUAUUCAAAGGAGUGGAGAAUUUGCUAUUGGGAGAUCUGCAUGGAGUUCGAAAUGCAUUUUAUGAGCUAAAUUUGGAUGGAUUUCCAUAUUUGAAACACUUGUCGAUAGUAAAUAACAAAGACAUUGAAUAUAUUGUGAAUUCAAUGGAGUUGUCACAACCUCAAGAUGUGUUUCCCAAUUUAGAGUUGCUUAGUCUCUUCAACCUAAUUAAGAUAAAGAAGAUAUGUUGUAGUCCUGUUACAGAUUCAUCAUUCUCUAGACUAAAGACAAUCAAAGUGAAAAUGUGCCCCCAAUUGAAGAGUAUAUUCUUUCUUUACAUUGUUAAAUUUCUUACUAGUCUAGAAACAAUUGAUGUCUCUAAAUGUGAUUCUUUAGAGGCAAUUGUUGGUGAGGAAGGAGAAGGAUCCAACAAUAAGGUUGAGUUUCACAAGUUAUGCUCUUUGGCACUACAAGAUUUACCAUCAUUUGUCAGUUUUUACAAUAUCAAUGACAGGGAAAUUGUCCCAGCAGUAACGAAUGAGCAGAGUGCCACAACUUCCAUUUCUCUCUUUAAUGAAAAUGUGGAAAUUCCAAACUUAGAAACUUUGAAGUUGUUUUCAAUCAAGAUUCACAAGAUAUGGAGCAAUCCACCUUCAAAUAGUUGGUUUCAGAACUUAAUAAAGUUAACUAUGAAAGACUGUUGUAACUUGACAUAUUUAUGUUCAUUGUCUGUGGCUUGCAAUCUCAAUAAAUUAAAAAGCAUUUCUAUAAGUGGGUGUCCAUUGAUGGAAAAGUUAUUUGUCACAGAAGGAAAAAAGAAUGUGUAUGCAAAGGUUCGUAUCCUUCCUGAGUUAGAGGAAAUCCAGUUGAGUCAAAUGGAGAUUUUAAAAGACAUAUGGCCACAUGAAGACGAAGUCGGUGCAGAUUCAUUUCCAAGUCUCAUUUCUGUUGAUAUUAGCGAUUGCGAUAAGCUUGAAAUCAUUUUUCCUAAUCAUAUGAAAUGCUGGUAUUUGCAUUUGAAAAGCUUAAAGGUUUAUUGUUGCGUGUCAGUGGAAUUCAUUUUUAAAAUAAGAGGUUCUUCGCAACAAAAUGACACCAAAUCUGCAUUACUGGAGGUUAUUGAUUUGUGGGAUCUCCCAUAUCUGAAGCAAGUGUGGAGUGAAGAUCCAAAAGGAGUGGUUAACUUCACAAAUCUGCAGAGCAUAGAGAUUUCUGAUUGUAACACAUUGAGUAAUGUGUUGCAAGCAUCUAUAGCCAAGGAUCUGGGAAAACUAGAAAGAUUUUCGAUACAAUCUUGUGAUAAUUUGGAAGAAAUCAUUGCGUGUGAUGGAGGAUCAGAAACAACAUUGAAGUUUCCUGAAGUAGUCUCCAUGUCACUUAGGAAGUUACCAAGCAUCCGAUGUUUGUACAAAGGGAGACAUAUUGUAGAGUGUCCAAACUUGAAGCAACUGACAAUGAUUGAGUGUCCAAAUCUGAAGUAUCCAUAA
Molecule: messenger RNA, 4131 nt
Organism: Arachis ipaensis
Lineage: Eukaryota; Viridiplantae; Streptophyta; Magnoliopsida; Fabales; Fabaceae
Source: RefSeq, a predicted model, not a curated record